AUUAUUGCUGCGAAAGCGAAAGACAGAGCGCGGCGAAAAAAUUACAUAACCUAUCUUUUUGAGUGUACGUACAGGUGGAUAUAUAGAUUCCAGCAGCGGAAAAAUGAAGAAAUUUGUAAUUAAGAAUUUAGAGAAAAAGCCCCUUAAUGAAGUAAAACUUGUGUGGGAAGGAAAUCCAAUUUCAGCUAUAAGUGAACAAUUUGCUGAAAAAAGGUAUCGAGCCAAAUACACUGCACUACCAAUGGAAGGAUUGGAAGUAACGUGUGAUUUGUCCUCAAUUAAUGAGUGGCUUCGGAACACCCAAUUAUUUGAGAAUGAAAUUGACAGUUUCCUGAGACUGAAUUUUCACAGAUUCUGGGCAACAAUGGUCUUCGACACUGAAUCUAUUGAUUGCAUCACAAGUUUCUUACAAGAGUCCACUCCUUGCUAUUUGUCAAUAGUUGCAAUCACUAAUAAUCAGGAAAUUGUUGCGACUUAUGAGAGAAUAAUGCAGAAAGUGCUUGCAGUUAUUUGUCGCAUGAUAACAAACAAGGAGUCUGAUACUGAGUGGAUAUCGAGGGAAUAUUUGGCAAAAAUAAUUUACUCUAAGUAUCUAAUUUCAGUUCCUAUGAUUUUUGACUUAUUGACGAUAUAUGGACGGACAAAUGCCUGCAUUUUGAAGAAAAUUAUCGAUAUAAUAUUGAAGAUUGAGCCAAAAUAUUUGAGUGAUCUGGAGCUGGCUCUGAAAUUCAUUCAGAAGUCAUUCUCAACUGUUCAGGAGCAAUUAGAGAAGAAUAGUACUUCAGACAAUGUGCAAUUACUCUAUGACUUGUGUCUUCACACGUUGGAUUGUACGACUAUACUUAGCAUAUUAAUGGACGUCUGUACAGAAUCUCGUGAUAUCUGCGCGUCUAUUAACAUGGAUCAGACAAUUACAAGCAUUUAUGAUUGUUUUAUCCCGAGUCUGUACAAAUACAUAUUCAUAUAUGACGAAAUGUCAUCAUAUCUGGAUUUAGUCAACAGAAUACGAGUGGAAUUGCUCUCAAGUUUUCGAUGUAUAAUCAAUUCUUAUAUUGAGAAAGUUUUGGAGAAAAAUCAUCAGUCCCUCAAGUCUACGACGAAUUUAGAUAGUGUUGAAGCGCUUUUGUCAAUUUUCACGUUGUGCCUAUCGGACAAUAUCUUCGUAAUUGAUUAUCAAAAGCUCUACCCAGUUGAGAAUGACAUUGAAAUUCUCCGACAGGCUUGUCCUAAAAUGGACACCUUCAAAGCAGAUUUCAUUAUUCAAGCAUUCCUAUCUGGGGAUGAGAAUAAUUUUGUAAAGCUUCCGAAGCAAUCAAAACCGGCAAAUCAUGUAAAUGGAUGCAAUGUUUUUGAAGAAGAAGGAGCAUGUGCUCUUUCGCUCGAUACAGAUAAUUCAACCGUAUUAUCCACUGAUAUCGAGAAGCAAAUACGAAUAGUUCAAGACAUUCUCCCGGAUUUAGGAGAUGGUUUCGUGAAGAAACUUCUACAUCGUUAUGAUAACACCGAGUUGGCAAUUGCAGCCGUACUUGAGGGAAAUCUUCCACCUGAUUUAGACGCAUGCGAUAAGAAUGAGGUAUACAUACCACCAGAUUAUCAAGAGAAUUUGCUUAUGGAAACUGGUAUACGACGAAUCAACGUUUAUGAUGGUGAUGAUUAUGAUGUCAGAAUAAAUGAGAAACCAAGAGGGAUUAUAAAGACAGGAAAGGGAUUCCCAGGGCAGCCGAAAACAGCGAAAGAUUUGCUGGAUGAUAAGAGUUAUGUAAAAGAGCUUAAGAGUCGAUAUGAGAAGUACUCUUUUGUGAUGGAGAAUUGUGACUAUGAUGACGAAUACGAUGAUAGUUACGAUGCCAUUACAGAAAGUGAAUCUAAGAAAACAGCUAAGAAGCCACAGUCAAUGAGGGAUGUUUUGGUGGAUGAAGUUGAAGAUGACGAGGAAAGUGAGGAUGGUGAUAAUGAUAUUCAGGAAAAUCAAAACAAGAAUAAUCCACUAAAUUUUUGUGAGAAUCCUGAAGAUGUACGUGCAAGAUAUGAACGGAAAAGGCAACAGAAAUUUGGUGGUCCCAAGAAACACAGUGAGAGAGAUGUAGUUGGAAAAGCUAAAGGACAGGGUCAAACUGGUGCUGUCCUUAUGAAUAGACACAAAAAAGAAGUCAAUAAAUCAUCAAGAGCUAACCACAAUCGUAAACAAGGAUCAUCAUGGAAAAAGAGUCGUGGAAUGAUUCCAUCUUAAAACAUAUUUUAGUUACGUCAAAAUAAUUACCAAAGUUACAUAGGAGGAGAUACGAGAUACAGUAAUAAUAUUAAUAUAGUGAAUUUCCUCUGGAUCAAUCAACUUUUCCAGAAACGCGGCUGAUUUUCUGCAAAAAAUAG
Phlebotomus papatasi is the source of this 2370-nucleotide messenger RNA. RefSeq names its product activating signal cointegrator 1 complex subunit 2. Gene Ontology annotation, biological process: regulation of DNA-templated transcription. The transcript has 5 exons. Bases 104 to 2230 code for a protein of 708 amino acids. The record is from RefSeq and is a predicted model, not a curated record. Gene Ontology annotation, molecular function: ubiquitin binding. NCBI's taxonomy places the organism in Eukaryota, Metazoa, Arthropoda, Insecta, Diptera, Psychodidae.